AUGACUAAUAAUCAUACUUCAGUAUUUUUGUUCACCGUUCAAGGUAUACUAGCAUCAUUAACCUGCGGUUUAUGUUGCUUCAUUUAUGCUUACUGUUAUAAUAAUAAGUUAUUAAAAAAUGAAAAUAAAAAUUUUGAAAAUAAAAAUAAAAGAAAUAUUUCAAAAUUAAAAAUAAAUACAAACGAUUGUUCUAACUAUAAAAAAAGAAAUAUAGAAAAAGAAUGCAAAGAUGAAAUUUAUAUAAAAGAUUCAUUAAAUAAAAAGAUAAAUGAAAAUGAAAUAAUAAAUAAUGAACAGUCUCUAUUUAAAAAUGGGAUAAUUGAAAAUGACGCAAUUCCAUUAAAAAAUAAAUUAAAAAAUAGAAAUAAUAUUUUAUGUGAAAAUAGAUCUUUAAAGAAUAAUAAAAAUUCAGAAGAUAAUUCGUUUUCAGAAAAUACUUACAACAAAAUAGACAAUGAAAAAUUAAUUUGUGAUAAAAAAAAUUUAAUUAAUGGAGAAAAUGACUCUAAUAAAAUAAUUUUAUGUAAGAUGAAUCACUACGGAUUAUCACCAAAUGAUAUGAAAUUUAAAGAAUUUAAUGAUAUAUCCUUAAAUACAAAUAUUUCAAAUAAUUUUCAAAUAAAUUACGACAAAAAUGAAAAUAAAAAUAGUAACUUAUUCUUAGAUAAAAAUUAUGCUUAUAUUUCUUUUAAUGAAGAAGAAAGAAAAAAAUACUUCAGUGUUGCUAAUGAUAUUAAUAAAAAAUAUUUAUGCAAUAAAUUAUAUUCAUAUGAAAAUAAUAAAGAUGAAAAUGUAGUUAAUUUGUCUUUUGAAAAGAAUGCAGACAUUGGAAAUACUUUAAAUAUAAAUAAGAAAAAUUCAUGUAUUUUAACCAAUGAUAAUAAUACAUGUAUCAAUAAGCUUAAUAAUCAUAUAAUUAGUAAUAGUAAUAAUAAUAAUAAUAAUAAUAAUAAUAAUAAUAGUUGCAGUAAUGUAAUAGAAUAUAAUACUAACUUUGAUGCUAUAGAAAAAGAUGAAUUCUGCAACACCAAUAAAGAUAUUGAAAAAAAACUUUAUUUAAGUAAACAUAAAGAAAAAUUUUAUAAUGAUACUUUAAAGGAUAAUCUACAUAUUAAGGAUGAAACAAAUUUAACGAAUAAAUGUAAUGAAAAAAUCAAUCAUUACCAAAACGAAUUUUUUCAGAAAAUAAAUUCGGAAAAAUAUCAAGGUAAAAAUUACUAUAACUCACCAAAAGAAAAUAAAAAUUAUACCAAGGAAUUUGAAAAUUGUGAAAAAAAAAAUAAUGAAAUGAACUUUAAAGGAUAUGAAAAUAUUGAUAAUUUGUUUUCUACAAAUAAUUUAAAUUAUUUUGAUGACAUAAGUACAUUAACAAAAUAUGACGAAAAUAUAACCAUUAAAAAUUACAAAGAUAAACCUUUAUUAGAUGCAAGUAAAGCCUAUAUUAGUGUAAUCAAUAAACAAGAAAAUGUAGAUAAUUUCAUAACUUAUCAAAAUAAAAAUAAUACAAAUAACAGUGAUCCUUUAAAAUACAGUAUUAAAAAUUCUAAUAUAAGUUCUACCUCCAAUACAUGUUCUAAAGACAAUCCUGAAUUAGACUAUAUUUACUCUUUGAAUAAUUGCAGUAACAAAACAAAUAAUGGAAACACAAGUUUGAAAGAUACGGUAUAUCUAUAUAAGGAUAUUGAUAAUUCCAAUAAUAAUAAUAGCAACAAUAGUAGAAAUUUUUUUUAUAGUAAUAGUAACACCAAUAGUUGUUAUAAUACAUUUAAAAUUAAAGAUUUAAAUAUUUAUUCUCAUAUGCAUAGCAAUUUUAUUAACUUCGAUAAAACAAAUAAAGUACAACAACACAAGUUAAUGUAUAACUAUAAUGAAAAGGAUUUACUAAAAUCAAAAAGAAAAACCUCUUUACCACCUUUGAACGAUUUUAUUAAUGAACAAAAUGAUAUUUCAGUAGAAAAUUAUUUUGAAAUAGCAAAAAAGGAAAACGAUAAAAAUAAUAAUAUGCUUUAUAUAGAUGAAAAUAAAUGUACCGGUAAGCACAAUGAUAGUAACUCUUCUUUUGAACUUGGGAAAAAAGAGAAAUUCAAAAACAUAAUUUUUAAUGAACAAUUAAUUCAUAAUUUAUCUGACUUUAAAAAAAAUUUAUUAUGCGAUAUAAAAAAAAAAUAUAUUCAUAAUAAUUCGAAUAUUAAGAAUAAUUUGAUUCUUCAUUCUGAUAAUGGCAAUGAAUACAUAAAUAAAAAUGUUGAAGAAAAUAUAUGUAUAUCCGAUUAUAAAAACGACAAUUAUUUACCCAAUUUUGAUAUAAAAAAAAUGAAAAGUAAUGAAAAGUUCAAAAAUUCAAAUAACAUUAUUUGUAAUAAAAUGAAUUCUAUAAAUGAUUAUAUUUCAUUAUACAAUUCUAACUGCAAUUCAUAUGAAAAAUUCAAAAAUAUGUCAAGAAAUAAAUACGAACUUCAAGAAAAGGAAUACAUGAAAAACAAAGAAAACAAUGAUUUUUAUUUUUUAACGGAUGAAAACAUUGAUGAAUCAUUAGAAAAGAAAAGUUUUUUUAAUGAAAUAAAUUCGAAAAAUAAUACAAAAGAAAAAGUAUCACCGUUAAAUAACAUUACAACUCAGGAAAAGAGAGAAUUACACUUCAAAAAAUAUGACAUUAAUUUACCUGUAGCUUCAUUAAAUUACAGUGAAACAACAAAUUAUGAACAUGGUGCGGUAAAGUAUAGUAAAAAUGUAUUUACAAAUAAGACAGAAGAAGAAAAAGAAAAUGAAUUAAAUAUAUUAAGGAAAGAGGAAUAUCAAAGAGAUUUAAAAAAAAAAGAAAUAGAUGAAUGUAAAAAAAACAAUGAAAUUAAAGAAAUAGUAUAUGCAUAUUUGCAAAAUUCCAAAAAUGAGUAUAACUUAAAAAAUUCUAACAAAUGUGAUGAAGAUAUAGAAAAAAUAGAAGAAUAUAACCAAGAUAAGAACAUAUCUAUGAAGACAAUUAAAAAUGAAAGUAAUAAAAAAAAGCAAGAAAAUAAAAAUAUAAACAACUGUUUGAAAAUAAAUUUGAAUGACGAUAAAAAAUCUGAUGAAAAAUCAAAUUGUGCUGAAAACAGUGUAAACAAUAAAGAAGUGAAGAGCAAAAAUUAUUAUACCGAAAACAAAAAAGACGAUUCUUUUGAAAAAAGUACUUUUGAAAAAGAAAAAGUGGUUAAGGGAGAAAAAUAUGAGAAAAAUUAUUUUACAUAUGAAAAUGACAAGAAUAAUAAUGAUAUAUAUUUAAAAAAUGAGAAAAGGAAUUCAAAUAUUUCUGUUAAAAAAGAACAAAAAAAAGAUAUGAACUUAAUGCGUGAACACUUAAAAAGUACUAGGGUAAGAAAUGAGAGAAGUAAAAAAUGGAAUCCCAAAUUUGAAGAUGAUGAAUGUUCCAUUUCCAAAAAAAAAGCUAAAAAACAGUGCAAAAAUAUUAAUAAUAGAACUAUUAAAAAAGAAGAAAUACUUCAAAAAAAAAAAAAAAUAUCUAAAACUCAACCAAUGGAAUUAAAAGUAAUUAAAGAACAAACAUUUUUAAAUUAUAGAGAUAAAUUAAAAAUGUUAUGUCAAAAAUAUAAUACAAUAGAUGAAAAUAGGUGUGCAUCAGGAUUCGCCAAUUUUUUAAUGCAACAUAUUCAAAAGACAGAAGAUAUGGAGAAUUUUGAUAACUUACUUAAUUUUACAUUAAAAUUAAAAAAUACUUAUGAAAUGAAAACAACUGAUUUUAUAGAAGCUUUUUUAAUUCUUGAAACAAUUGAUUUAAGCGUUAUAAGAAUGUAUCCAAUUAAAGAAUGGAUAUUAGUUACAUUUCAUUAUUUAAAAGGAAGUUUAACAGAUAAGAAUUUAAAAACAUUAAUAAAAUCGUUAAAAUUAGAUAAUCUAAUUAUCAGUAAUGUCACAGCUUGCUUUUAUAUGAACAAAAAACAUAUUAAAAUAACAGAGGAAGAUAUCAAGAGGAUUCUAACAAUAUUGUCAGAUGUAGUAAUAAGAAGAUCAUCAAGAAUUAAAAAAUCUAAAAAUUCAUAUUAUAGAAAUAAAUCUAGAGAAAAACAAAAUAAAGAUGAAAUAUUAGGUUCUUGCUGGCAUCCUGUUAAUAAAAAUAUUACUAUAUAUAAGAAAUAA
Plasmodium relictum is the source of this 4134-nucleotide messenger RNA. Its product is annotated as conserved Plasmodium protein, unknown function. The coding region runs from base 1 to 4134 and encodes 1377 amino acids. The transcript has a single exon. NCBI's taxonomy places the organism in Eukaryota, Apicomplexa, Aconoidasida, Haemosporida, Plasmodiidae. The record is from RefSeq and is a predicted model, not a curated record.